CCAGUGGCAAGGGGGGGGGAACACGAGUGUGGAAUGGUGAGAGUGCUCGUAUGAUACCAGUGGAGCGUUGGUGGGGCUGUGCACGUUAGAAGUUUCCUGCUGUGAAGGAAACUAACAGCAAUUCAUUUUGCGGAUUCCCGCACGAUGGAUACACAGCCUGACUGCAAUACCAUCAAAGCAUCACUGCAACCUUCUGCAACAUCAGACAUGGCGGUCGAGGAUGUAUCGAGCGCCGACAUGGCCCGCGCCAAGACGCUGCUAGACGACCUCUCCGACGGCAUCGGUAAGACCAGCUCGCUGGUGGCCGCCCUGACCGCCAAGGUGAAGGACGGGCAGCUGGACACGGCGCAUGGCCUCAGCUUCCUCGAGAUGAAGAACUACCUGCUGCUGAGCUACCUGGCCGACCUGACGCAGGUUAUGUCACUGAAGCUGCGCGGCCGCUCGAUCGCCGGCGACGCCAGCGUCGACCGGCUGGUGGAGUUGCGCACCGUGCUGGAGCGCAUCCGACCCAUCGACCAGAAGCUGCGCUACCAGGUGGACAAGCUGGUGCGCAUCGCCACCACCGGCCAGCUGGGCGAGGGCGACCCGCUGCGCUUCAAGCCGCAGCCGGGCAACCUAGCCAGCCGGCUGGACGACGAGGCGGGCAGCGGCAGCGACAGCGACGAGCCGGCGGCAGGUGCCGGCCGCCAGAAGUCCGACGGUGCUGCCCUCUACGUGCCGCCGCGCAUCGCCGCCGUGCCGUACGACGGCGACGAGACGGCCGAGUCGCGUCGCGAGCGCCGCCUGGCGGCAGCGCGCCGCCGCGCGCUCAGCAGUUCGGUGAUGCAGGAGCUGGGCCGCCAGUAUCUGGACACGCCCGAGGAGGUGCACGACCUGAGCGACACGUACCGCAACCGCAGCACGCGCGAGGAGGCCGAGCGCACCAAGUACGAGGAGGACUUCAUGGUGCGCCUACCGGAGACGAAGCAGGACCAGCGACGGCGGCGCGAGCUCACCACUGACUGGUCGCUGGGCGAGGAGCUGACGCAGCGCGCCGACCUCUCGGCGCUCGAGGGGCGCUUGCCCGGCCGCGGCAACAAGCGACGCCGCGCGGCCGCCGCUUCUAGCGCCGGACCCAAGCGCAGGAAAGGCAAGGGCAACAAGAAGCCCAGAUUCAGUCUAUAGUGGCGUAGGCGAGGCUGGUUUUCAAUACACUGACGACGAGCGUU
This is a messenger RNA of Pollicipes pollicipes, 1208 nucleotides long. RefSeq names its product neuroguidin. Gene Ontology annotation, biological process: maturation of SSU-rRNA from tricistronic rRNA transcript (SSU-rRNA, 5.8S rRNA, LSU-rRNA). Gene Ontology annotation, cellular component: nucleolus; small-subunit processome. Bases 145 to 1164 code for a protein of 339 amino acids. The record is from RefSeq and is a predicted model, not a curated record. NCBI's taxonomy places the organism in Eukaryota, Metazoa, Arthropoda, Thecostraca, Pollicipedomorpha, Pollicipedidae. The transcript has 3 exons.